AUGGCCAAGGCAGCUCUCGAAGCGAUGAACGAACUCGAUUUAUUUGGUGCUCGCGGAGGACCUUACAGCGUUAUCCACGUUUUAACCGACGAAGCUCAAAAAUGCCAAGCGGUACUGCAAUCGAUGUUACCUAGAGAAUCUAGUUCGAAGGAGAUUGAUAGUGGAUUAUUGGCAGUAAUUAGUUAUCCGGCUUUUGCUGUGGAUGAUCCUAAUGUAAUUAAUAUGACAAAAGAGACUAUCGUUGAGAAAUUGCUGGGGAAGUAUGGGUGUAAGAGGUUUUUGAGGGAUGGAUUUAAAACUCCUAAAGAGGACCCAAACCGAUUAUACUACGAACCAUGGGAAUUGAGAAUGUUUGAACACAUCGAAUGCGAAUGGCCAAUGUUUUAUUGUUACUUAAUUUUGGACGCGCUAUUUACCGGUGAUCGAGAUGCUGCCUUAGAAUAUAGCGAAAGAUUAGACGAGAUCAUGAUCAAGACGGAAGAUGGCACCAAAUUGGUACCAGAGCUGUACGCGGUGCCCGCCGAGUUGGUACCCGCCGAAUACAAAGAACCCGGCACCCAACGGCGUAUUCCUCUGGGCCAAAGUCCAUUUUUGUGGGCCCAAUCUUUGUACAUCAUCGGCAAACUGUUGCAAGAGAAGUUUUUAGCUCCCGGAGAGCUGGACCCGCUAAACCGACGCCUGUGCGCCGAGAAAAAACCCGACGUCGUGGUUCAAGUGGUCAUUUUGGCCGAGGACGUUGAAAUUAAGAAUAAAUUGGCUGAACACGACAUUUUGGUGCAGACUGUCGCCGAAGUGGCUCCUAUAGAGGUGAGUUGA
Ceutorhynchus assimilis (cabbage seed weevil) is the source of this 816-nucleotide messenger RNA. The record is from the annotation of a GenBank genome assembly. NCBI's taxonomy places the organism in Eukaryota, Metazoa, Arthropoda, Insecta, Coleoptera, Curculionidae.